GCUACGAAGGAUGUUUACGAUAAGUGGACUACGCGCAAUAAGUUACCACACAUAGUGGAUGACAUCGAGAGAGGGGCGAAGUUGCUGUGGCUUGGCAAUCGCAAACAUGACCGUGUCCUCUUGUGGUGUCAUGGGGGGGGAUUUGUACUUCCAGCUAAUGAAGAGCAGCAUCUAAACCUCCUCAAGGCAAUUUACGACGACUUCAAGGAUCAUAAAGACGGAUUUGACGUUGCACUCCUCGCGUACGCCUUAGCUCCUCAAUCAACGUUCCCAAUUCAACUUCGUCAACUCGUUUCUGCCAUGAAGCACCUUGUCGAUCAUGGAACACGGGCGAACCACAUAGUCCUAGGAGGCGACUCCGCUGGCGCUGCCCUUAUACUCCAGCUCUUCGCCCACAUUAUCCACCCUAUGCCCGAUAUUCCCCCGUGGACCGUACACAGUCCCAUUGGCGGCGCAUUUCUUAUGUCGCCCUGGGUAUUGUUCGGCCAGGAUAUCCCCUCUACACUCGACAAUAGCAGAGAUAUCGUGACUGUCUCUUUCAAUAACUUUCUCGCCCGCCUUGCGCACCCGCACAUCAGUUCCAUAUUUCAGCCCAAUUUCGACCCUUCGACUGCUCCGCAAGCCUGGUGGGAAGGACUUGGAGAUGUAGUGGGACAUCUCCUUAUCACAAUCGGAGAAGUAGAGCUCUUGAAGGACCAUAUGGUAGCAUUGGGAGACAGACUGGGAAGAAAACAUCCGAGAGUAUUGACUAUUGUCGAGACAAACGGGGUGCACAUGAAUCUGCUAAUGGACUUUGCGGCUGGGGAAGGCAAACAGUCCUCUACGUACAAGUUUCUCCUGACUUGGUUAGCGAAGAUCUCCAAUCCCAUAGAACGAAAUGUUGUUGUGGGUAAGGUGCCGCAGGGCACUUUCAAUGAAUGA
Stereum hirsutum FP-91666 SS1 is the source of this 921-nucleotide messenger RNA. Its product is annotated as alpha/beta-hydrolase. The transcript is spliced from 3 exons. The record is from RefSeq and is a predicted model, not a curated record. Lineage: Eukaryota; Fungi; Basidiomycota; Agaricomycetes; Russulales; Stereaceae. Gene Ontology annotation, molecular function: hydrolase activity. The annotation marks the transcript as partial.